Messenger RNA from Arctia plantaginis, 696 nucleotides. Lineage: Eukaryota; Metazoa; Arthropoda; Insecta; Lepidoptera; Erebidae. The record is from the annotation of a GenBank genome assembly.
AUGAGCGAUGGUAGAUCUGUAAGUGGUCAGCUAAAGAAGUUUGUGUUUCGUGGCAAAUCUACGACCAACGGCGACACUCGAGGUGAAUAUUUGGAGAUAGUUAUACCGGAACUUCUUACAGCUGGUUACUCGUUCUACACGUGGCCAUCCGCGCCGCUAUUAGCCUGGUAUUUGUGGACGCAGAGGCGGCAUUUGCGCGGCCUCCGUGUGCUAGAGCUUGGCUGUGGCACCGGCUUGCCGGGAAUAUUGGCUGCUAAGUGUGGCGCCCGUGUUACGCUCACGGAUAGUGUCUCUCUGCCUAGAUCCCUAAGACAUUUAUCUGCGUGCUGUGAGGCUAACGGCCUUGUGCCCAAUCGUGACGUAAGGAUCCUCGGACUUGCCUGGGGAUUAUUUUUAUCAGAAGUUCAUUCGUUAAGACCGGUAGACUUACUUCUAGCUUCAGACUGUUUUUAUGAACCUUCUCAGUUUGAGGAAGUAUUAUCGACUGUAACUUACCUCCUGGACGGUACUGACGCGCGAUUUUUAUGUUCUUACCAGGAACGCAGUGCGGACUGGUCUAUUGAGGCUCUGCUGAAGAAGUGGGGACUGAAGGGAGCUCUUCUUGACUUGGAUUCACUGAGUGAGAGCUCAGGAGUCGACUACAGAGCGUUGGUCGGUGAUCGAUCUUUGCAUUUGCUCGAGAUAGUUGCAGUCUAA